Molecule: messenger RNA, 974 nt
Organism: Physcomitrium patens
Lineage: Eukaryota; Viridiplantae; Streptophyta; Bryopsida; Funariales; Funariaceae
Source: RefSeq, a predicted model, not a curated record
AUGGCGCCACUAUAUUCAACUUCGUUAGCGCAAACAGGACUGCCAAACAGGCUUGUCGGCAUUCGGAGUGAAUCAAAUGGGUUUCUAUUCCCGCACACGGACUUGCGGCUGCGGAGUAUUGAGCGACAAGCACAAGCUCCCUUCCAGUGCACACACACGGACCCCAGACAAGGCCAGCCACCGCGAAAGGGCCAGGCAGGAAGAGAGGGAGGGAGGGACAGCCUUUGUGCACUUCUUCGGAGUGACUGGGCAGCGCAAGUCAGCAUUUCGGCAUUCGCUCUCACUCGCUGCUUCUCGUUGCUCUCCGUCGGGGUCCCUUCCUUCCCUCCUUGUUCUCCACAACCAUUCAAGCAGCAUUCGAAACGCGAGGCCAUAUCGUCACUGCAAAUGGGGUUGGUGUCGUUUUCCAAGGUCAUCAUGCCUGCCCUCGCGGGCACCUGUGUUGUGUCCUACGCGUUCUGGGACUUGAGCAGGAAUCGCAAGCUGUUUGGAGGUACGGUGCCGAUCACAGCCCAAAACAGCGAGUGGGAGAAGGAAACAGGGAAGAAGUUGGAUGCAUGGCCACGUGAGGCAGCAGGACCGGUGGUGAUGAACCCAAUCUCAAGGCAGAACUACCACAAGGCUUGAGUGCCUUUCAAUCUGGUGUCAUCUUUUUGUUAUACUUAGGUUGUCAGUCUACUGCACAUCCGCUUGUGACUGGGAGCCUUUUGAAGGUCUCUUUAUGAUUUGAGUUUUAAAUAGUAGCUUUGCUUAAGGGUUGAAUGUAGGUUGUCAAUGUGUUUGGCGCAGUAUCAGAAAUGCCGUCUUAACUCUUUUCAUCUUGUGCAAGUAAUGAGAUUGAAUAUCAGUGGCAGUUGUUGCGGGUAUCUUUGGCUGAAUAUUGAACUGCACUGCAUGCAAGUUAUGGAGCUUGCGAAACUGGCCUUGUCACGUAUUAAACUGGAAUACAAAUCAAUCUUCAGUUAGGACAACGC